CAAUCCUCAGGGGUUGUGGCUCGCUAACGGCCAGCUGUUAGCAGCCAUUUAGUUCAAUAACUUCUUCAAUAGUGAGCAUAGCGGAAACCUUUCUCUUCCCAUCUUUCAGCCUUCCACUCGGUCUGGGCUGUCACAAACGUGGCUUGUGUCUUUCCGGCCUUUUACAUCAGCUGGCUGUCCUUGUUCUUCCUUCUACUAGAUGCUCCAUCCCGAUCUUUGUCCAGCUUGUCCAGCCCGCAUUGAGUUCUUGCUCCACUCUCAUUUGAACCCGGAGUGCUGAGCCUUUUGUCAAGAGGCGUCGUCUUGAUGGCACACAAUUACGAAGUCGGCACGAGGGCCUGGCAGCCCGACCCGACGGAGGGAUGGAUUGCUUCCGAAGUUAAAGAGAAGUCGGUUGACGGGGACAAGGUUCAACUUGUGUUCUUGAUGGAAAAUGGGGAGUCAAAAACGGUGGAAACCACGCAGGCAGAGUUGCAGUUGGAUAACAACUCCCGCUUGCCUCCCUUAAUGAAUCCCGCCAUGCUAGAAGCUAGCGAAGAUCUUACGAAUCUUUCUCACUUGAAUGAGCCAGCUGUUUUGCAGGCGAUCAAACUUCGUUAUGCGCAGAAGGAAAUAUAUACAUACAGUGGAAUCGUCCUCAUCGCGACAAACCCUUUUGCCCGAGUUGACUCGCUUUAUGUACCCCAGAUGGUGCAAGUAUAUGCCGGGAAGCAUCGCGCAUCACAGGCGCCUCAUUUGUUCGCCAUCGCCGAAGAAGCAUUUGCUGACAUGUUACGAGAUGGAAAAAACCAAACGAUCGUUGUCUCCGGGGAAUCGGGUGCGGGGAAGACGGUCAGCGCCAAAUACAUCAUGCGGUAUUUCGCAACUCGCGAGUCCUCGGAUCAACCGGGCAAGUACACCACGAGCAGGGCGGAAGCAAUCAGCGAGACAGAAGAGCAAAUAUUGGCCACCAACCCGGUAAUGGAGGCUUUUGGGAACGCCAAAACCACGCGCAACGACAACUCGUCACGAUUUGGGAAAUAUAUCGAGAUCAUGUUCGACGACCGAACCAACAUCAUUGGUGCGAAAAUAAGAACAUAUCUCUUGGAGCGGUCACGACUAGUAUUCCAGCCGCUCAAAGAACGAAACUACCACGUCUUCUACCAGCUCGUCGCGGGUGCAACCGAUGAUGAAAAGCAAGAGCUUGGUCUAGGCUCGGUUGAGGACUUUGACUAUCUAAAUCAGGGCGGAACACCCACUAUUGACGGUGUAGAUGAUAAGACGGAAUUCAAUGCAACCAGAAAAUCCCUUAGCACCAUCGGUGUAUCGGACAAAACACAAUCUGAAAUCUUCCGCAUCUUGGCAGCUCUUUUGCACCUUGGCAAUGUUAAGAUAACCGCCACUAGGACUGAUUCCACCCUCUCGCCCUCGGAGCCUGGUCUUGUCAAAGCCUGUGAUCUGUUUGGGAUCGAUGCCAACGAAUUUGCCAAGUGGAUUGUUAAAAAACAGCUCAUCACAAGGGGCGAAAAAAUCACUUCGAAUUUGACUCAACAGCAGGCUACCGUUGUCAGAGAUUCAGUCGCCAAAUUCAUAUACUCGAGUCUUUUUGACUGGCUUGUCGACAAAAUCAACCGUGGCCUGGCAACUGACCAGGUUAUGAGCCAAUUCAAGGCCUUCAUUGGGGUUCUGGACAUAUACGGCUUCGAGCAUUUUGCCAAAAAUUCCUUCGAACAAUUUUGCAUCAACUACGCCAAUGAAAAACUCCAGCAGGAGUUCAAUCAGCACGUCUUCAAGCUUGAGCAAGAAGAAUAUGUGCGAGAGCAAAUAGACUGGACCUUCAUUGAUUUCUCCGACAACCAGCCGUGCAUUGAUCUGAUUGAAGCGAAGCUGGGUAUCUUGUCUCUGUUGGACGAGGAGUCUCGGCUUCCAAUGGGCUCCGAUGAACAAUUCGUGACCAAGCUGCACCACAAUUUCGCCGCCGAUAAGCAAAAGUUUUAUAAGAAGCCUCGAUUCGGGAAAUCCGCCUUCACCAUCUGUCACUAUGCGGUUGAUGUAACUUACGAGUCCGACGGCUUCAUAGAGAAAAACAGGGAUACAGUCCCAGACGAGCACAUGGAAAUCUUGCGCAACUCCUCGAAUGAGUUCGUGAAGGAGAUUUUAGAUACGGCAGCCGCAGUCCGCGAGAAGGAUUCGGCUUCUAUCUCGUCCAAACCCGUGGCUGCCCCGGGCCGCAAAAUCGGCGUUGCUGUGAACCGCAAACCCACCCUUGGUGGGAUUUUCAAAUCGUCAUUGAUCGAGCUCAUGAACACGAUCAAUUCCACCGACGUGCAUUAUAUCCGCUGCAUCAAGCCGAACGAGGCAAAGGAAGCUUGGAAGUUCGAGGGGCCCAUGGUUCUAAGUCAAUUGAGGGCCUGUGGUGUUCUUGAGACGGUUCGGAUUAGCACCGCUGGCUAUCCAACUCGCUGGACUUACGAGGAAUUUGCUAUCCGUUACUACAUGCUUUGCCAUUCUUCACAAUGGACAUCAGAAAUACGGGAAAUGUGCCACGCCAUUCUUCAGAAAGCCCUUGGAGAUGGAAGCCACAAGAAACAGGAUAAAUAUCAACUUGGUUUGACCAAAAUAUUUUUCCGGGCUGGCAUGCUUGCAUUUCUUGAGAACCUGCGCACGUCGCGGUUGAAUGAAUGCGCGAUCAUGAUACAGAAGAACCUGCGGUGCAAAUAUUACCGACGUCGUUACCUCGAGGCUCGCGCUUCCAUCCUUACCACUCAGGCACUCAUCAGGGGCUUUCUGGCAAGACAACACGCAGCUGAAGUGCGCCAAGUCAAGGCUGCCACGACAAUUCAAAGAGUGUGGCGGGGACAGAAAGAAAGGAAGAGAUACAACCGUAUCCGUGAAAACUUCGUCCUAUUCCAGUCUGUUGCUAAAGGUUUCCUCUGUCGCCGGAACAUCAUGGACACGAUCCAUGGCAAUGCAGCAAAGGUCAUUCAGCGUUCUUUCCGUUCUUGGCGGCAACUGCGUGCGUGGCGGCAGUAUCGCCGAAAUGUGGUCAUUAUCCAGAGCCUCUGGAGAGGCAGAGAAGCAAGAACGGAAUACAAAAGGCUACGCGAGGAUGCCCGAGACUUGAAGCAGAUUUCCUACAAAUUGGAAAACAAGGUAGUGGAGCUGACACAGUAUCUUGAGUCCUUGAAGCGUGAGAACAGGUCGUUGAACUCGCAGUUGGAGAAUUACGAGACCCAGGUCAAGUCCUGGAGGAGUCGUCACAAUGCUUUGGAGAAUCGCACGCGAGAACUCCAGGCCGAGGCCAACCAGGCCGGCAUUACCGCAGCCCGGCUGACCGCCAUGGAAGAAGAAAUGAGCCUAUUACGACAGAACCAUCAUGAGGCACAAGCGACCAUCAAGCGUCUCCAGGAAGAAGAGAAGGUGUCACGCGAGUCGAUCCUUGCUGCAAACCAGGAACUGGAGGGACUCAGGCAUCUGAACAACGAGGCUGAGAGUGAAAAGGUGUCCCUUCGCCAGCAAGUUGCCGACCUGGAAGAACAAUUGGAACUUGCCAAGAGGACCAUGCCAGUGAAUGGGUUGAACGGGGAACAGCAGAACGGCGGGUCUGUUCAGCCUCCCGCCAGUGGCUUGAUCAACCUGGUUUCCUCCAAAAAACCGAAACCGAAGCGACGCAGUGCGGGUGCAGAAAAGAUCGAAACGGAUCGCUUUAGCGGUGCUUACAACCCAAGGCCUGUGUCUAUGGCCAUUCCAAGCACUCUCGCUCGUCAAAACUUCUCGAACACGACUUUCUCCCCAGGACUUGAUUCGGUUGAAGUUGAACUGGAGAAUUUGUUAUCCGAGGAAGAUGAACUUAACGAGGAGGUUACAAUGGGUCUGAUCCGCAACCUUAAGAUCCCACUCCCCAGUUCGACACCACCACCAACCGAGAAGGAGGUCUUGUUUCCAGCUUACCUUAUCAAUCUCGUUACCUCCGAGAUGUGGAACAACGGUUUUGUGAAAGAGUCCGAACGCUUCCUGGCCAAUGUCAUGCAGUCAAUUCAGCAGGAAGUCAUGCAGCACGACGGUGACGAUGCUGUCAAUCCAGGGGCGUUCUGGCUCUCUAAUGUGCACGAAAUGCUCUCGUUUGUGUUCUUGGCCGAGGAUUGGUAUGAGGCCCAGAAGACCGACAACUACGAGUAUGAUCGCCUUUUGGAAAUCGUGAAGCACGACCUGGAAAGCCUGGAGUUCAACAUCUAUCAUACUUGGAUGAAAGUCCUGAAGAAGAAACUCUUCAAGAUGAUUGUCCCAGCCAUCAUCGAAUCCCAAUCCCUGCCGGGAUUCGUCACCAGUGAAACCAAUCGGUUCUUAGGGAAACUUCUUCCCUCUAACAAUAACCCCGCCUACAGCAUGGACAAUCUUCUCAGCCUCCUGAAUAACGUUUACAAGGCAAUGAAAGCAUUCUAUCUUGAAGAUUCCAUCAUAAUCCAAACCGUCACCGAGCUUCUUCGUCUUGUUGGGGUCACCGCGUUCAAUGAUCUUCUCAUGCGGAGAAAUUUCCUGUCUUGGAAGCGCGGCCUUCAGAUCAAUUACAACAUAACGCGCAUUGAGGAGUGGUGCAAGAGUCACGAUAUGCCUGAGGGGACACUGCAAUUAGAGCACUUGAUGCAAGCCACCAAACUUCUUCAGUUGAAGAAGGCAACGCUGAACGACAUCGAGAUUAUACAGGAUAUAUGCUGGAUGCUUUCGCCCAAUCAGAUCCAAAAACUUCUCAAUCAGUACCUUGUCGCAGAUUAUGAGCAACCGAUCAAUGGCGAGAUCAUGAAGGCAGUGGCCUCGCGUGUCACUGAAAAGAGCGAUGUCCUCUUGUUGACGCCCGUCGACAUGGAAGACAGCGGGCCUUAUGAAAUUGCUGAUCCGCGGGUUAUCACUGCCCUGGAGACUUAUACUCCUUCUUGGCUCCAAACACCGCGACUGAAGCGGCUUGCUGAAAUUGUGUCUGCCCAGGCCAUGGCACAGCAGGAGAGGCUUGAAAUGGCGGAGAACGGGAGCAUGGCGGCCGAGUAGUGCUCGCGGUAGACUACCGGCCCGGCCAUCAUUCUGUUCCCUAGGUCUUAUGGGUCAGAGUGGGGAUUCUUGGUCUUCUCUUUCAACGACUUGAUUUUUGCAAUUGGACGCACAUAUAUCAUUUGGUGACAUAUGCCGUGUUUUUUCGUUUUUGUCGUUAUUAUUAUGAUUAGAUUCCCGUUUGAAAUCUGGAUGUCGUCGAUGCAUAGACACGAAAGAUAGGUGAA
Aspergillus steynii IBT 23096 is the source of this 5249-nucleotide messenger RNA. Its product is annotated as type V myosin. The record is from RefSeq and is a predicted model, not a curated record. Gene Ontology annotation, cellular component: actin cytoskeleton; myosin complex; vesicle. Gene Ontology annotation, biological process: vesicle transport along actin filament; actin filament organization. The transcript is spliced from 7 exons. NCBI's taxonomy places the organism in Eukaryota, Fungi, Ascomycota, Eurotiomycetes, Eurotiales, Aspergillaceae. Gene Ontology annotation, molecular function: actin filament binding; ATP binding; microfilament motor activity. Bases 307 to 5022 code for a protein of 1571 amino acids.